Rhinocladiella mackenziei CBS 650.93 is the source of this 1215-nucleotide messenger RNA. RefSeq lists its product as uncharacterized. Bases 1 to 1215 code for a protein of 404 amino acids. Gene Ontology annotation, biological process: glucan catabolic process. Gene Ontology annotation, molecular function: hydrolase activity, hydrolyzing O-glycosyl compounds. The transcript has 2 exons. Lineage: Eukaryota; Fungi; Ascomycota; Eurotiomycetes; Chaetothyriales; Herpotrichiellaceae. The record is from RefSeq and is a predicted model, not a curated record.
AUGUCUUUCCACCCUUCCUCACGCCGAUAUGAGCAAUGUGAUGUCGACCUAGGCCAGCCCCCGACAUACACAUCUCAGGAAUAUGGGAGAAGAGGCUUCGCAUCGGAAUCCCCCAAGUUCGCUUGGGCGUACGCCUCUACCCUGGACAAGAACGGAAAACGGGCGGCGUCGAGGCGAAAUCCCAAAAAUUGGUCUCGAAGAUGCUGGAUUAUCCUGACCAUUGCUUUUGUUGUCGUCGUCAUUGUCGUCGUGACAGUCGCUGUCGUCAUCAGUCGGAAUAAUCGUUAUCCCGACUAUUCCCAGUUGAGUUACAGUCUGGUGGAAACAUUUUCUGGCACCGACUUUUUCGACAACUUUGACUAUUUCACGGGUUACGAUCCCGCACAAGGUUUUGUCCACUACGUUGAUGCGCCUGGCUCUGCGGCCCUCAAUCUCACCUAUGCAAGCUCUACGUCUGCUAUCUUACGAGUCGACCUUUCGGAUACAGAUACGACUACUGGUCGCAAAUCCGCAAGAAUCACCUCGAAGAAUACCUACAACGAUGGUCUUUUCAUCUUCGACGUCCUGCACUCUCCCUACGGGUGCUCUACGUGGCCAGCGUUGUGGUUAACAGAUCCGUCGAAUUGGCCGACAAAUGGCGAGAUUGACGUGAUGGAAGCCACAAACCUCGCCCCGGUGGGAAAUCAGGUGACGCUUCAUACGACCAAAGGCUGCAGCAUGGGCGUGAAGCGGAAAGAGACCGGUACCGCUCUAAAUCGAAAUUGUUUGAACGCUACCGACGGUGACAGUGGCUGUGGUGUCCGAGGUUCCACCGCUACGUUUGGAGAGGAAUUCAACAGCAAUGGUGGAGGUGUCUAUGCCAUGGAACUCCGAAGUGCUGGCAUUCGCGUGUGGUUCUUUGAACGUGCCAAUAUCCCUUCUGAUAUUACCACCUCUACUUCUAAUUCGACCAAUGUCGUUCCUGACCCUUCCACCUGGCCAGAAGCAUUGGCGGACUUCCCGAGCACCGACUGCGACAUUGGCAGUCAUUUUCGGAAUCAAAGCAUCAUUGUCGACAUCGACCUCUGUGGUGACUGGGCGGGACAAACACAGUACUACAAUACUCAGUCAGAUUGCCCGGGGACGUGUGUCGAUUUUGUGAGUACGCAACCCGGCAGUGCGUAUACCAAUGCGUUUUGGGAGUUUGGAAGCUUUAGAGUCUACCAAGCGUCUUGA